AUGAGUAGCAAAGUGGUAAACGAAAGUAGCAUGUUCUAUAUUGACUUUUGUCCAAACUGUUCAAAUAUUCUUCACCUAGACGAGUAUAUGGGCGAGAUGAGACAAAAAUGUCAAGUGUGUCCAUACUUCUCAGCAAUCAAAAAUGUCAUGCUUGCUUCCCGAUCAUUUUAUAAACUAAAAGAAAUAGACUCAGUUUUGGGAGGCAAAGCUGCAUGGGAAAAUGUGGAUUCAAUUGAUGUAGUUUGUAAUGCAUGUAAUCAUGGCAGAGCAUACUUUUUACAAGUUCAAACUAGAUCAGCAGAUGAACCUAUGACUGUUUUCUAUAAAUGCUGUAACUGUGGACAUAGAUGGCGAGAAUAAAUUAUUGACAAAAAACAUAUAUACAUGUAUAUAUAUAUAUUAUAAUACCUUUUUUUAUUAUUUAGAUUUAAGAAAAAUAUUUAAUUAAU
Molecule: messenger RNA, 449 nt
Organism: Rhopalosiphum maidis (corn leaf aphid)
Lineage: Eukaryota; Metazoa; Arthropoda; Insecta; Hemiptera; Aphididae
Product: DNA-directed RNA polymerase III subunit RPC10-like
Exons: 2
Coding region: 1-360 (119 amino acids)
Biological process (GO): termination of RNA polymerase III transcription; DNA-templated transcription
Cellular component (GO): RNA polymerase III complex
Molecular function (GO): nucleic acid binding; DNA-directed RNA polymerase activity; zinc ion binding
Source: RefSeq, a predicted model, not a curated record